Molecule: messenger RNA, 3094 nt
Organism: Halichondria panicea
Lineage: Eukaryota; Metazoa; Porifera; Demospongiae; Suberitida; Halichondriidae
Product: P-selectin-like
Exons: 9
Coding region: 1453-3036 (527 amino acids)
Source: RefSeq, a predicted model, not a curated record
CGUGAAGAUUAGCGCUAGAUGCUAGUCUCGCAAGCCACGCCCCUUCACUUGAAGAAGGGUCUGUGUGUGGAGUUGUCCCAUACGUACUCACUCUGCCACGCUAUAGUGGGCGUGGCAGAUUAGCUGCUCAGCCUAUCAGCAGACAGGCAAGCAAUUAGCCUUUGAUUGAAUACUAAUUAUUCACCCACGCCCCGCCCACGCAGUGUGUUAUUGCUGAAUGCAAUCAGAGGCUAACUGCUUGAGCUGAACUGCGCCUGUCGUGCCUCCUCUGGCCUAUCAGUAUGCUAAUCCAUGACGUCAUGUGGGUGUUGUUUUUAUGAUACGAGUGAGAUACAUGUAAAGGAACCACUCACCAUACACGGCUCUGUUCUCAGUAGGCACUGCAAACACUCUCAACCUCUCUGGGCCAAGCCAUUUGCGAAUGUGUUGCAUUUUGAAUAAUUCAAAGGGGUUGCAGAAGUGGAGGAUUGGUAAAGUAGGCGUUGUUCAACCCUCACACAGCUGAUGUAGAACACUGCUGUGCGAGGAUUUAUAAAGGCUCUGCCUUGACAGUCAACAAAUCCCUACAGACAGUAUUGGAUACAAUGGAGGGAGAUAUUAAACACUGCACACACUAACUUUAUUAAAUCUACUGGGAUGACUGAACACACUAUUAUAUAAUUCUAUAUAACUGCAUGUCAUGUAGAUCUAGACACACUUCUACUCCAUAUUCUCACAGUUGACUUUUGUAGGUUGUUAUUUUGCACAGUGUCCUUUAUGAAUCUUGCAUACAUAUCAGGUACAAUUCAAUAUUAGACUAGCUAGAGAUCUAUACAGGAACAAGAAUGUUUCCUCUAAAGAUACGAUUGUACUGGCUACUGGGAAGUGUGUCAUUUUUGUUUGUGCAGACUAUAACGGCUUGUCCAGACCUCCCUGUACCAACCAACGGAAGAAUUUCCUACAGUGACACCACCAUCCCGAGAGCUGUGGACUCCACGGCUUUCUACACCUGUCACCCUGGCUACCUGAUGACUGGACUGGCAGUGAGGAUGUGUACUGCUAGUGGAUGGAGCACUGGAGAUGACCCCGUCUGUAUUGCUAUCUGUCCUGAGCUGCCUACUCUGGCCAAUGGAAUGAUCAGCUACAGCCCAAAUAAUGUCAUGAUCAGGCGAGAUGGAGCUAUAGCAACACACAGCUGUGAUAGUGGCUACACACUGAGUGGAGAUCAGACCAGGACUUGUCAGGCUAAUAGAGACUGGAGUGGGUUAGAACCUGCUUGUAAUAGUGAGUACACUGUAAUCUCUGAAAAUUAACAACCAUGUUUGUUGUUAAGUUGGUGACUGUGGGCCUCUAACUAUUAAUAAUGGACAAGUCAGUACAACAGUUGGAACCACUUUUGAGAGCAUAGCUACCUACACUUGUAACCCGGGAUACAUUCAAAAUGGACCAUCCACCAGAACUUGUCAGGCAGAUAUGAUGUGGAGUAGAGCUGCACCAACUUGUGAUGUCCUGUGUCCUCGUGAGCCCCUCUCCAAUGGAAUGGUGACCUACUCCACUUCUAGAUCUGAUGGCCCUCCACCAGUUGGAGCAGUGGCCACUUACUCUUGUGACACUGGCUAUGAACUGAGUGGUGCUAGUACGAGGAAUUGUGUGGCUGUCAGUGGAUGGAGUCCAUCUCUACCUGUUUGCAAUCUUGUUGAUUGCAAUGGUCUCUCUAAUCCAACCAAUGGACAAGUCAGUACAUCCUCUGGAACCACCUUCAUGAUGACUGCUACCUACACAUGUAAUGAUGGAUACAUGCGUAUUGGUAGUGAGAACAUAACGUGUGGGAGUGAUAGAAACUGGACUCCAGAAGCUCCAACCUGCGAACCUGUUGACUGUGGUGUCCUCACUGACCCCUCCAAUGGAGCAAUAAACAUAUCCUCUGGAACCACCUUCAUGAUGACUGCUACCUACACCUGUAACACUGGAUACACUCUCAUUGGAGCAAACACUCGGACUUGUGGGAGUGAUGGACAGUGGACUCCAGAUGCUCCAACCUGUUUACAGCUCCUAGCUGUGAUCACCUCCAGUAGUGUUCCAAUGGCUGGUCAGAGUUUCUCCCUCACUUGUUCCCUGACUGGAGGGGCCUCUCUACAACCCACCCUCUCCUACCAGUGGACGAGGGACGGAGGGUCACUCAUGACCAGCACAGCAACCCUCAAUUUUGACACUCUCAACUUGUCAGACGCUGGUAUAUACAGCUGUCAGGUCAUCCUUACUUCCAGUCAGCUUGAAGGGGGACACACUGUAGCUGCUCACUACACCAUUAAGUUCAUGGCACUCAACAUUCAACUCCGUCUGGAUGGAAUAACAGACUGUGAGGUGUUCAUUGUGUCCGAGACAAUGGCCAAAGCCACUGACAUCACUAACAGACUAUCUCAAGGUAUUGAAGGAUUGUGUGCUUGUGGGUUCAGCCCCUCCCUUCUCACUGACGAGUUCAUCAAUUGUUUUGAUGGUUCCUCUAGUCAUGUGACCUACAGAGCUGUACUGACUGGAACAGAAACUGUAUCUGCUGUGGAACUAAUUUCUUUAAUUGAACGAUGGAUCAGCGACACUUCAAGCAUCAUAGUACAAAGUACCCGACUUGGUUUGACAAACACUUGCCCUGUGGUGAUCACUGACAGAGACAGUCCAGAGUGCCCUGAGGACAUCACUAAUCGAACAACUGCUACACCCACAGAGAGUGUAGUGGUCAAUGUUGGUGCAGUGGCUGGUGGGGUGGCUGGUGGAGUCUUGGCCAUUGCUGUGCUAGUUAUGAUUGUAAUAGUAGUUAUGUUGAGGCAACGGAGGUCUGGAUCCCAGGACAUGAGUGAUGAGAGGACAGGUAGCCAACCAACAGAACUACCCCCAGUGGUGACGAGUCAUCUCCCCUCCCAUGAUUUCGAGGAGUUGAGUGAACUGGAAGAGGAGGGUGCCUAUGAGGUGGUGGACCCCCCUCCUCCUGCACGAGGAAACUUCCAGCUCACUGCCUGUGCAGCUUAUGCACCCAUUAACUUCAACACAGAGAACAAAUAGAGACUAUAACAACACAGACUGUUAUGAAUAUCAUGUAGUUGUUAUUGCAAGUUAUGUA